This is a messenger RNA of Leishmania mexicana MHOM/GT/2001/U1103, 1773 nucleotides long. RefSeq lists its product as hypothetical. The coding region runs from base 1 to 1773 and encodes 590 amino acids. Gene Ontology annotation, molecular function: mRNA (2'-O-methyladenosine-N6-)-methyltransferase activity; RNA polymerase II C-terminal domain binding. Lineage: Eukaryota; Euglenozoa; Kinetoplastea; Trypanosomatida; Trypanosomatidae. The record is from RefSeq and is a predicted model, not a curated record. The transcript has a single exon.
AUGAAGCGCAGCAGCAACGGUGACGCGGCAGAUGCUCACCACCCCGCCCUGGCGUUUCACCGCGAAGUUCUGAUCAUCCAGCAGUGGACCAAGAUACGCCGCGAGUUUCUGCAGGCACUGGAGGCCGUGGCCGCAAGCCGAGUGGUGCAGUGGAGAGAGCCACGCAAGCUGUGGCGCCACGCCCAGGAGGCGCUCGGCAAGUGGAUCCUCUCCCAAGUAGCGCGCGUGCAUCUACCGGCCCGGGAUGAACCGCAUAACGGCCCAAGUCAGGGCACAACCUCUGCGGCGCACCUCCGCGAGGCCGAGAUCCGCUUCUUCCCUUCGGCAGACCAGCUGCGGCAUGCCAUGGCCAACGCGGGAGGUGCGCACGCGUCUUCCGCUGCGGCGACCGGUUGCAGCGCCAUCAAAGGCAAGCAAGAGCUGCGCACCUACGAUGAACAGUUGGUGCGGGACUUGUCCAUCAAGUCCAACGGCACAUACGACUCGGCUGCCGUAGCCGCGCUGGUGCAGCUGGUGAAGAAUUUCUCCCUUGCCAAGCGUUGCGUCGCCGCUGCCGAGGCCAUCGAGGCUGACAUGCAAGGUGUCACGCCGACCCAGGCACUGAAGCCCCGUAUUCGCCGCCUCGAAGCCGAUGACCCGCAGCGCACCCCUCAGCAGCAGCGCAUCGCCGGCCCCAUCGCGGAGGUGUCGGUGCAGUGGCCGCGUCACUGGCGUCGAGAGCGGUGCCGCGACUGCCCGCCGGUAUCGCUGCCAUGGGCGGCAAUGGAGAAACUGCAGAUGUGCUACGACUUCUUCUCCGAGGCAUCCGAGCAGGCGCGCUACGACAAAGGCGUAUUCUCUGCAGACGCGCGUCAGCUCCGCUUCCAGCUGCGUGCCGCCACCGUCAUCCUCCGCUACGAAAGUGGUCUCGCGACAGGAAGCCUGCAGCUCUGCGCCGACACGCGACUGAAGCAGCAUCUGCACGCGGCAGGCUACCACGUCAUGGACCUCUGUGCGUCGCCCAUCAACGCAUACAUGAAGAUGCCGCAGCCCGGCACGUUCAAGGGUCCCGCAUCCGACAGCGAUGGCGCCGUGGCCGCGGAGGUGCCAAAUUACUUCUGCUCUGCCUUCUACGACACGGAUCAGUACUUUGGCAGCAUAGGCAGCGCCGUCGCUGCCGAUCCGCAGCGCAUCUACAGGGACGCGGUAAUCAAUCCUGAUGGCAAGCCGCUGCUUCUCACGCUGGACGUGCCAUACGACGAAGAUCUAUGCGAGCUGCUCUUUCAGAAGCUCGUGCGCGACAUGCGCAGCGCAACGACGAGCACCGGAACAGCAGCAGCGGUGGUGGACUACGUCUUGGUGAUCCCGUUGUGGUGGGAUAUUCGCUUGAAGAUCGAGAAACACCUUUUUGGCGGCACCGGUGGGGUGACGAAGUCGUCGUCGUCGUCAUCCCCUUCUGCAGGCCCCCUCGAUGUCGCGCAGGUUGUGCAGAGACGGGCGGCGAUGCUUCAAGAGGGGUACCCCGUCCCAUAUAGUUGGCCAGAAGCGCUCGCCGCGGCGGCAGGUGAUGCGCGCACUGCCACGGCGGCGGCGGCGUCGGACACGUGGGUGUGCUUUGACGGCGUCUUCAUCGACGAUGACUACGGCUACUUCUGCACCACGACGAACAAGUGGCUCCACGGGGUGACAGCGACGGAGGUGAUUGGGCUGGGCCAACCUCGCGCGUCACCUCAGCUAAGGCGGGCGUUGGAUUCGUUCUAUGUUGUGCCCGCGGCCUCUCCGCCUUCCAGGUGA